Molecule: messenger RNA, 2738 nt
Organism: Tuber aestivum (summer truffle)
Lineage: Eukaryota; Fungi; Ascomycota; Pezizomycetes; Pezizales; Tuberaceae
Source: the annotation of a GenBank genome assembly
CCCAAGGGGAAAAUUCUAGACGUCCUAGUAUGAUACCAUUCCUUGUUAUUUCUAUUUUUAUGGUGUCGUACCCGCAACAAGGGAAUGUUUGGCAAGCUAACUAACAUACUAUUACUAAGGCACCAAGAAAUAUCCGCCCGUCCCGGGCACGGAGGCGGGCAUUGAGGAAGAAUUCCUGUGAUACCAGGGCAUCAUAACUGCUCCGCACCGGCUUUUGGGGGUACGCACCUAAAGCCCUCCCCUAGCAUGUCACUUGGAGCAGCACCUCGCAUCCUGUAGAUCUCGCUUUUGUUUGCAUUUUGGUGCCCUUUCCUGCGUUUUUCACAAAUAAAUCAUGUGUGUAAAAUCUGCCAUAGAUGCGGAAUGCGUCUUGCAUAUAGUGGUGCCAACUGCCCAGGACUUGCUUAACGAUAUCCCCUCUAACGCUCAAGUAUAAUACCUGCUGCUAGGGAAAACUAUUUACUAUGUUAGCUCUCCCUUCCAGUCACAGUAUGUCACUCGUUUAUUUUCCUCUGGAUACGCGCUGGACAUCUCGAUUACCCAGCCAAAAUUUGCCGCCCUUUAUGUCACAACUUCCCCUACACCUUCCCCAAAAUUGGAGAUAUUCUCUAUUGGUUUGAGGUUGAUAGGUUACCCUUUCGCCUAAUAGAGUUAUCCUUAUUAUGGAGGUCGUUAGCGGGCACUGGUAUUGCUCCCUGGUCGUCUGUGAAGGGAGGGUCCCCAAGAGGCAAAAAAGAAACCUUAUUUCACCGGGGCUUUUGUUCAGUGACUGUAAAAGUAGGGCUCGCACAGUGCUAGAGGAUUAUAUCCCCAGCGGAUAUUCGUUUUACUACUUUUCCUUCCAAUAAGAGCAGCUCCUUGAACAACCUUACGGAUAUAUGAUGGGCAGACGGGCAAUCAACCAGGUUCUCCUGCUGGGAAGGCACCAGGCACUUUAAAUCAGUUGGCACUCCUUUUUUACUGCGAUUUACCAUCUUGAAUAGGGCAACGUUUGUGGAGAUAACGAAUUUGAGUGUAGUAUUAUGUAAGCAACCAAGCCUAAUACCGGUAUGCCAUGAGUGGUCUCAGGUGCCCAACACUCACCAAGCUACGGUACCUUACUCGAGUACUUGGGCUCUAUGUGACCAGCAGGGCAUAACCCCACCGCCAAGCUCUCACAAAACACAGUCUUCCCACACACCGCACACCAUCGGCACCGAACCGUGAGAAUCAUACCAAAAUUUCCCCCACCAACCGACCAUAGCAACAACGACAAACAACCACACAGCCAACGACAACCCGUCCAUCAGUCCCGAGAUCAGUAAAGAUGGUUGGUUUUCAUCCUCCCUUGAAAAAGACAAUUUCGCCCGACCGAAAAAUGCUGAACUUUCUCGAUAAUCAUAGGUCCGAUACGCCGCUGUUCCCAAUAAUCCUUCGAAAUGUGCAAAGUCCCGCGGAUCCUUCCUCCGCGUUUCCUUCAAGAACACUCGCGAGACCGCUCAGGCCAUCAACCGCAUGAAGCUUUCUCGUGCUAUCGCUUACUUGGAGAACGUUAAGGGGCAUAGGGAGGCCGUUCCCAUGAGGAGAUAUGCUGGAUCAACCGGGAGAUGCGCUCAAGGUGGGUUUUUGGAAAUAUUUCAUGGGCCUUUUUUACAUUGAAGUUGGAUUGGAUUAGAGGGUUUGGAAGGCGGGAUGGAGGUAGCCAAUGGCGUGUUAGGCAUAGGAGGACGUCAUUGGAGGGAUUCCGAGUUUUUGAAUUUUACCAAGCCGAUAUUCCUGGAUAGAAUGGGGAUUGAGUUUGGAUGUAUUCGGGCAUUGAAUAUGUUAACGGUGAUUUACGUAGGAAAACAAUUCGGUGUUUCCCGCGCUCGUUGGCCCGAGAAGUCUGCUGAGUUCCUCCUUGGUCUUCUCCGCAACGCGGAGGCCAAUGCCGACACCAAGGGUCUCGAUAGCUCCAGCCUUGUCAUAUCCCACAUUCAGGUCAACCAGGCCCCUAAGCAGCGCAGAAGGACAUACCGUGCCCACGGCCGUGUACGUUACCAAGCUGUCUAGACAACAAUCCCACCUAACUGACACCUCUAAUAGAUCAACCCCUACAUGUCAAACCCCUGCCACAUUGAGGUCAUUGUCUCCGAGGCCGACGAAGCUGUCGCUAAGGCCCCAGAGAACAAGGUCGUUAAGCUGAACGCUAGGCAGAGGGGAAGGCUUUUAGCUGAGCAGAGACGUAUCGCUGCUUAAGUUAGCCUAAAAAGUUAUGAGGGGUUUCGGGGUAAUAGAAAAUAAAUGAAAAUAAAUUCAAGGGUUUUCUAUAACUCAGCCGAAUCGGGCGGGGAGUUUCUCUUUUUCCAUUUCUAUCUUGUACUCAAAACGUUGUGGGGUCUUUUUUUUCCUAUUUUCUUUCCCUCCUGCUCUUUGCCUUCCCCUUUCUGGCAUAUUUCUCCCUUCUUGGCUGGUUAAAAUGGAAACCGUUUGGGGAUCCGCUCCUUUGCGCAAUCAAGGGGCGCAGAUACUUAAUGGAUAUGGCAUGGUGGGAUGUGUUGCGCUUGAUUGUUAAUCCCGAUGUACAAAUGAGCACUUGGGUGUCGUGAUAUGGUAGGGGAUUUCUGCAAUCGGAGCACUUUGCCAAGAAAAUAUUGCUCAAUUCCAAGCCCCAAUGGCUUUUCAAUAGCCACUCUAGUGCUAGUGAGAAUUGUAGCUCUGUUAGGUGAUGGAGUAAGUGAUUCUCUAUAUUAGUAGGGAGAAAAUAGGGGUGCCUCAAG